Messenger RNA from Periophthalmus magnuspinnatus, 2811 nucleotides. RefSeq lists its product as uncharacterized. The record is from RefSeq and is a predicted model, not a curated record. Lineage: Eukaryota; Metazoa; Chordata; Actinopteri; Gobiiformes; Gobiidae. The coding region runs from base 179 to 823 and encodes 214 amino acids. The transcript has 9 exons.
GGUGCUGCUAGAUUGAGAGGUAGAAUGUUUCUUACCUGCUUCUUGUGGACUUGGCUCUAGAGGCUGGUGCAGGAGCUUCAACACGAUAUUUGGACCUGUGUUUUAUGGAGAUCACCGACUAUAGUGGACCAUCUUCUGCUCUACAACAUGUAAACUGCAGCAAAAUCUGGUGUGCAGAAUGAGAUGCCGAGUGGUUGUGCAGCUCAUCUCCCUGGUGAUUAUUAUCCUGAUAGCAUGGAUACUCAUCACCACGCAUCCAUUCGAUAACUACCUGACAGCAGAUGACAUUUUUGCCAAUUCAGCUCCAAAGAUAAAAUGUGAUUUAUUGAAGGACUGUCCAGUAGGAACCUUUGCUGUGCGCGUCAAAAGUGGUGCACAUACUGUCGUCGGGCCAUCGAUAUGUUUCGACGGUCAAAUUGUAAUGAGCCAUAUUAGCAACAAUGUGGGACCAGGAUUUAACAUUGUAGUGGUAAAUGGGGUGACCGGAGCUGUGGAUAAAUUUGGAUAUCUUAACUCAAAGGAUGGCCGACCGGAAGAAAUUUUGACGUAUCUGAAAGAGAUCGAGCCGGGGAGGAUUGUUUUGCUCGCCACGUUUGAUGAUGUGACAAAAAAGCUGACAGAUGAAAUAAGGGACGUUUUGGAAGGCAUGGGGAGCACUUUGAUCAAGACGCUAAAAAGCAGAGACAACUGGGUGUUUGCAGGCGUAGCAGGACAUAAUCUGAGCCCAUUUGAAAAGAUUUCUGUAAAUGAGCCCAAGAAUAAUACAUAUGGGGACUGGCCCGAGGUGGUGGAGAUCAGCGGCUGCUUUCCAAAGACCGUGUAAAGUGGAUGUUAUUAUUAUUAUUAUUAUUAUUAUUGCUUAGAGCUGAAUCUGAGUAAUAAUAAUAAUAAUUUGACAGUUUUGUGAGUCUAUAUUAAAUCAUACCAGGUGAAGAUAGUUGGAGAAUCAUCUACAACUGUCAUUACAAGUGUUUUUUUGUAGUAAAUAGUUGUCUUUGUGGUGGUUUUAAUUUUCGUUGUAAAAGAGGGACAACACAGAAGGAACAAUGUUUUUUAUUUAAACGCCAAGGUCAUAUACAGAUACAAACAGCAGUGUUACAGUGACAAUAAUUGUAACGGUGCGUAGAACAAUACAGGGUCUGGUGUGUCUAAUGAAGAAUGUGUGCACUUGUUUGGUAAACUUGGGGUUCGGCAAUGUGGCAAUGUAUUAAAAUCUAAUGAAGAAAGGCUCAAAAUGAAUAUUAUCAGCACAGACGAGAUACUUGGCUGUGCACCUUCUCAUUUAAAGCUGAAACAAUUGCGUGUGUGUCCAAAAAGCAUAUUGUUUGAGCAUAAAUCUGCAUUAAAACAAAAGUAAACCAAAAGUACAGAAUCAUAAUGAAACAUCCUCUCCAGAUUUGUCAGAGCGGGAUUAAUUUUCCAACAUCAUAUCGCCCACAUCAGAUUAAAUGCAUCUGUAUCACAAUGGCCUGCACAGUGUUAGUUCUUAUAAAAAAAACAAAAAUGCAAAUUAAAGACUUGUUGUGGCUUUGUAAUUUGCUGCAUAGCACAACGACCUGUCCACAGCUCAUGGUAAUAGAUUAUUUACAGAAUAUUUGAAUAAAUCAUUUGCACUGAAGAACAGAAUGUGUUCAGUGGAAUAAACAAGAACAAAAAAAAAACAAAAAAAAGCCAGAGAUUUCCAGUGUUUUAUAAGCAGGGCAUUGUAGACACUCCGCAGCGUGACAGUUCAGUGAUAGGAUUUGAAACUGCCGGUAGUGUGACAGGGCCUGGUGGGGUCACUGCUAAUCUUCCAUAUCCCGCAUAGUUUGGAUUCACUCUGUACUUGGCGCUGUCACUUUAGGUUUGUCUCAUUGUUGGAGUACCACACCCCUCCGAGCGCUUCUCCUCUGGGCCUGCAGCCGUCCCCUGGCACAUCAUCCCAGCUCAGUACGCUCUAUUCUACAUUCUCUUCUGGUUCAGCAAAGAAACUAGAGUCCUGGAGGUGUGGGUGAUAAUCCAUCCAUGCCGACACCGCAGAGUGAGGGGGUCGUACGAGGAAGACGGGUUUGUUUUUAUGAGGCGGUUUGAGUAUCAAGGUGAAUACUGGACAUGUUGAGAUACUGCAGGAACAAAUCUUGAGGUGAAAUUUGGAUUUUAACGUCAAUUUUCAGUAAGAUCUAGUUGAUUCAAAUACUAAAAGUCCAAAUUCAAAGCUUUUAUAUAUGAAAUACAUCCCAAAUAUGUUAAGCUCUGGCCUUUUUUUAUACAUAAAAUGCCUUAUAUAUGUCAUGGAAUACUUAAUAUAUUUAAUAUUCUUACAUUUAUGACGUUUCAAAUCUCUGUACAGACCAGGAGUAAUGGGACCCCAGGAGGUACAGACACAUCACUGUUUGUGCUUUAUUCACAAAAUGAUAUUAAUGUUAAGUGUUUGGGAAGGAUAAAUCGUCUUCAGUUUGGUCUAUUUUUAAGUUUUAAGUCAUUUCAUUAGGCUAAUUUGUUUGUUAGUUAAUAAUUUUGGCAGUUUUGUUAAGUAAAUAAUAGAGGAAUAAAAACAAAUCUACCUCUUUCAUCACGUUUUUAAAACCUUUUGACAUUUCAGCCAAUUACAGUACAGUUUUGUCCCUAUUGGCUUAUUGGCCCAGAACCUCAAGAAUUGGCAACAGAAGUAAAAAAAAAAAAAAAAAAAGGGUGAAUCAAAGAAUUAUUAUGCUUCAUCUGACUGUGACAAAGUCUGUCUUAACUCCACUCGUCCCUUAUUUGUCCAGCACACACUUUAUUUAACCUCCUGAGACCUGGUGUCCUCAUCUGUGGACAACAUAUUUUGGGUUG